This is a messenger RNA of Dothidotthia symphoricarpi CBS 119687, 714 nucleotides long. RefSeq lists its product as uncharacterized. NCBI's taxonomy places the organism in Eukaryota, Fungi, Ascomycota, Dothideomycetes, Pleosporales, Dothidotthiaceae. The annotation marks the transcript as partial. The transcript has a single exon. The record is from RefSeq and is a predicted model, not a curated record.
ACAUACGACUACACAACAAUCCACACCCUAAUCAACACCUGCCCAAUCCUGCACCUCUCCUUCACCGACCCCUCCCACCCCUUCCCCGUCCUCCUCCCCAUGAUAGGCAGCACAGGAAACUUCUCCACCCCCGACGCCGACCCCGCAACAACGAGCAUGGACAUCUACCUGCACGGGUACGUCAGCGGACGUGUUUUUAAAUCCGCCUCCACCUCGGACAGCGAGGCACAAGGCCUCCCCGUAUCCCUCGCCGCCACCUUCCUAGACGGCCUCGUCCUCGCCCUCUCCCCCUUCCACAACUCCUGCAACUACCGCAGCGCAAUUGUGUACGGACACGCCGUGCUCGUCACCGACGAAGCCGAGGCGCUAUACGCCUUACAUUGCAUAACGAACGCGAUGCUCCCGCAGCGCUGGGAGGACUCGAGACAGCCGCCCACCAAGGCGGAGAUGGCGUCUACGUCUGUGUUGCGGGUGAGGGUGCAGACGGCUAGUGCGAAGGUAAGGGCGGGGGGGCCGAGUGAGGAUCGGGUGGAUGCGGCGGAUGGGGGGUUGAGGGAGAGGGUUUGGACGGGGGUUGUGCCGUAUUGGGGGACUUGGGGGGAGGGGGUGGGGGCGCAGGGGUGUGAGAGGGAGGUUCCUGAGAGUGUGGAGGCGUGGAGGGUGGGGGAGAAUGGACGGGCGAGGGUUGGGGCGUUUGAGGCGGCUAUGCAGUAG